This is a messenger RNA of Geosmithia morbida, 1923 nucleotides long. Its product is annotated as to ankyrin repeat and BTB POZ domain protein. NCBI's taxonomy places the organism in Eukaryota, Fungi, Ascomycota, Sordariomycetes, Hypocreales, Bionectriaceae. Gene Ontology annotation, cellular component: ubiquitin ligase complex; cytoplasm. The transcript has 3 exons. Bases 1 to 1923 code for a protein of 640 amino acids. Gene Ontology annotation, molecular function: protein binding. The record is from RefSeq and is a predicted model, not a curated record.
AUGGUUCUCACCAAACAUCAGCUGGAGGGCGCUCUGGCGCAGGAGAGUAUAAUGAUCAAGGCUGGCCAGCUAAAGGAUGAGAACCCAUUGGACACGAGCGAACAAUUCGCCGAGUUCCUGAUUGCCUGUCGCCACGGGGAUCUGAGAAAGUGCCAGGAGCUCAUCAACCUGGGUGUCAACAUCAACGGCAAGGACCGUUUCGACUAUACGCCGCUCAUCAUUGCAAGCCUCUGCGGUCACUAUGAGCUUGUACGACUACUCCUCGAGAGCGGUGCCCUCGCCGAGCGCAACACCUUCCAAGGCGAACGGUGCAUCUACAACGCCCUGAACGACCGCAUCCGCAACCUCCUCCUCCAAUACGACUUCUCCAAGUCGUCAGACCCCUACGUCUACUGGUCGACACACAUAUCUUCGCUCCUAACCAACAGCAACGGCAACGGCAGUACGUCAUCCUCCUCCUCCUCCUCCUCCUCCUCCUCCUCACUGGCGGACAUCGCCCUAGUAGCCGGUAACGACUCGUUCAACCUACACAAGUUCAUCCUCGCCGCGCGCACUCCCUAUUUCUAUAAGAAACUCACGGCGCAGCCCGAGACGACCAGGUGGAACCUGUCACCCUCCAUCCCCGUUGAGGCGUUCCACAUCGCCCUGCGCUACGUGUACCUGGGCAAUCUGCCGCGCGACCUGGUGGGACCGGGCAGCGCCGUGACGGAGGAGGACGUAGUCAGGGGCCUGGACAAGAUCAGCAAGCAGCUCGAGAUCGGCCAGCUGUGGGAGGCCAUCCUGGCCGGCAACGACCGUCGUCUGGCCCGUCAGCGCUACCAGGACGAGGUGCAGAGGGCGAGGGCCCAGGUGGAGAGCUUCUUCAGGGACAAGGUCCUGGGACGCAAGAUGGUCGUCGACACCGCCCGCGUCCCGGAGGUCAAGUGGAAGAGGGACAAUUCCAUCUUUGCCGACGUCCUCCUCCGGGCAGACGAACCCGUCAUCGACGACGACGACGGCUACGAGAAUCAGCAGGAAGAAGAAGUGGAGAAGAAGAACGUGCAGGGCAUCCCGGUCGGCCCACAGCACGUCAGCGGUGCUAGCGACGAGUCUAGGAAUCACCACCACCCCCGCAAAUCGGUCCUGUACCCCGCGCACAAGACGAUGCUCAUCCGCAGCGAGUACUUUGAGCGCAUGUUCUCCGGCGACUUCCUCGAGUCUCGCCAGUCCGACGAUCUGCGCGUCGUAAAGGUCGACUGCACCCCCGACAUCCUCGAGCUCAUCCUCGCGUUCCUGUACACCGAGAGCACCGACGGCAUCACCCUCGACCACGCCCUCGACCUCCUCUACGCCGCCGACAUGCUCUUCCUCGACACGCUCAAGUCGAAAGCCGCCGUCGCCCUGUCCACGCUGGGCAACGGUGCCUCCCCAGACGUCGACCACACCAAGGUGGAGGUGGAGCCCGUCAACAUCUACGACGUCAUCCACGCAGCAUGGGACCUGCAAGUCCAGCGCCUCGAGGAGUUCUCGGCCCGCUACCUGGCCUACCGCCUCGAAGACUACAUUGACGAUGAGGACUUCCACGACCUCAUCCGCGAGAGCGCCUCCCGCCUACGAGCCCGCCAGGAGACGGAUACCAUCGAGCUGCUCGACGACAUACGCUACUACCUGGACGAGAGGUUCCGUCUGCGCUUUGAAGAUACCGGUCUCGAGGACGUCAUGGAUGGUCAGACCCCCGCUGUCCAACCUGGGUCCGAGGGUGAAGUUGCCGCUUCUGCUGCUGCUAUCGCCUCAGACACUACUGCCCCACAAAAGGUCGACAAGGCCGCCAAAGGCAAUGGAGAAGAGGAAGAGGACGACGAGUUCAAAUCCGACGCUAUAAACUAUCAAGUCUUGCUUGGAAAGAUUGAUGAUAUGCUCGACCACCUCAAGCUGGAUGCAUAA